AUGACCACAACUACUCUGCGUGCUGUCACGCAUCGCCUAACCACCACCCCUGUCGAGCAAUUGCCCUCGAUAGCUUCAUUCCUGGCGACCUCGCUUAGUGAUUGCGCCGAGCUUUUGUCUGCGCCUCAAAACCAGAAAUUGGCCAAGACCGACUCGGAUCAUGUCGUUCAGAUACACAAGUUGAAGACUCGCCUAGCCAGCUUGCUACAGGACCGUAGUAUUGAAGCUCGAUGGACUGCUGUGGUUCUGGUUAAAGCCGCGGUUGAGGCGGGUCAAUGGGAGAUCUUACGAGGAUAUGAGCCUAUCGUUCGCAACUUGAUCACCAUUCUGGCGAAACCGGACCCUAUUUCGACACGCAAGAUGUGCAUUAUUACUUUAACUCGCAUCUUUCACCUUACUUACCAGUAUCCGACUCUGGUUCGUGAGAUCACCACACCGCAUAUGCCAGGAUUCGUCACGGCUGCGCUUAACUUGAUUUCGACCCUUGUGAAACUUCCCUCAGGAUCUACCCGGACGCCCAAGCACAAUACGUGCUUCAUGGAAACCGUCCUUCAUGCCAUCUUGGAAUUGAUUCCUCGUCAUCCCACGAUCUUCCGACCCUUUGGCUCCCAAAUUCGAUCAUUGGUAACUGAAAUUCUUAGUGCUGCUUCACCUGCUUAUUACCCGGAGCCUGUUGUCAAUGCUGCCGAACAAGUAUUUGCAUCUCUUCACAAGUGUGCGCCGAAGGAUAAGUCGGGUGCUGGCUGGACUGAUGAUUGUCGAUCGACUGUACUGUCUAUUCACAGAGCAACUGAUCAUGUAUUCCGUGCUAUUGUCGAGCAAUGGGAGUCUGUCGAUGCGACAUUGACUCACAUGCGGCCAAAUUACAGCAGUGAAAUGGCCGAUGAGGGUGUCGAUGCUCUAGGACUUUCCUCGUGGAGUGGAAUGCACGCCGGAAUUGACAGAUUGAUCAUCCUCAUGAAAAUUCUGUCGAAUUUUAUUACCAUGCCAUCCACUGCUGCGGUUGCCAUUCCUCUAGGCUCUAUUCUUGACGUGACAUCACGGCUCACCUCUGUAAUUGCUCCUUCCGAUGAAAGCUCUCAAACUGGGGUUCAGAUCAAUCCCCAGAUCAGUCGGGAUGAGCGUGAGAUGCUCUGGACUGAAUUGCCGCGCAUCCAUGCCGCCAGCAUGAGCUUGCUUGCUCAUGUUGUCGCUGUGCUGGAGAUUGACACGACCCCAUUGACCCAGACCAUGGUGGAACAAAUUACCUGGGUUAUCCGGAAUGAGAAGACUAGCAAAGAGGUUCGAUUGGCCACGUAUGAGCUGCUUCGCUCCCUGGUAUCUCUGAAUGGGCCUGCCAUGACCAAGCAGACUGUAGCUUCCAUUGCCAAUGUUGCCCGUUUAUGCUGCAAUGAUCUCCUGCCUCAGCUAGGAGAGAACAGCCAACAAACCAAGGCCCAGUCUGAUUCAAAGUCCAAGUCAAAAACAGCUCCAGGUACUGCAAAUGUUGAUGCUUUUUUGAACCCGGAUCUCCAGAAAAAUUCGGGCCCUCAAUUCUGUUCACGUUUCCCUCGGCUUGAACUGGCCUCUUCCAAGCUUCUGCAAAGUAUUCUUGCAAACAUUCCUUCGGAGCUUCUUGCACCAUCAGUUCGCGCUGAAAUCGACCGCACGAUAAUUCUGACCGAUGAUAAGGAUGCAAUGCUGGCUAGUGUGCUGAACCCAGUUCCAGCUGCCAAGGGCCGUGGUGCUGGCUCAAGCAUCAUGCCGCUUUUGGUGCGAAGCCAUCCUGAACAAAUGGAGGUCGAGGCUUUGGUUCGUCCCAGAAUGCCGGUUCUUAUGUCUGCCCCAGAGCUUGAUGCCUAUACUGAGAUGGAAGAAGACGAAGAAGCUGAUGAGAUUGUGGAUGAGGAAUACAAUGCUGCGCCAGAAACUGCAGAAUUCUUGACGCAACCUUCCAGUAUCCCGGCUGAAACCAAGAAAAGCGAGUCCUUAGUGAAGUCUCCAGUAAAUAAGCGAACCUACUUCGAGCAGUCCACCACUCAACUGCCUAGCAUUUCGGUGGCAACAGAGCCUCCCGCUCAAGCCAAAAAAGCACGCAUCGAAGAGACUACUUCCAGCAGCCGAAUUGCUGUGGCUCAAGUCUCAACCACUGUAUCUCAACCGCAAAAGCAAAAUAAAGCCACACCUGCGUUGACCGAGGAGGAUAGCGAUGAUGAACUUCCAACUUUGAACAUUGACCCGGAUACUGAUGAGGAAGAUGACGAAGAAGACGUCACCAUGGAGGAUUGA
Messenger RNA from Penicillium taxi, 2268 nucleotides. Its product is annotated as RIX1/PELP1 family protein. Gene Ontology annotation, cellular component: nucleus. The coding region runs from base 1 to 2268 and encodes 755 amino acids. The record is from RefSeq and is a predicted model, not a curated record. Gene Ontology annotation, biological process: rRNA processing. NCBI's taxonomy places the organism in Eukaryota, Fungi, Ascomycota, Eurotiomycetes, Eurotiales, Aspergillaceae. The transcript is spliced from 2 exons.